UACGGCCUUACGGGUGAUAUCGGGCGGAAAAGAAAUAUUGGUCGGAAAAAUAGAUUCAAAAACUGGUUGCUCUCAUAUCCUAACUUGAUUCACUGAUCCUCCAUGUAGCCACGCCUUCAAAUCAUCUCUUCCUAGUUCUCUGAAGUCUAGAAUUUGCCAGCUCCACACAAUAUAUAUAUAUAUAUAUAUAUAUAACGUGUAUACAUAUAUCAGCAACUCUAAGGGGGAUUGAGCGAUCAGGUGAUCUCGGAAAAGAAGUUGAUAUAGAGUUUAUAGUCCAAAUUGUCAACAAGCCAAGGAUGCGAGGUUCAUCAUCAUCAUCAUCAUCAUAUUGGUCUGAGUUUUGUUCAUCAGCACUGAGAGCCAAACCCAUUGGAAAACCAUCUGACGUUAUCUCCAGCCACGGUCUCGUUCGCCGUCUUGGACCGUUUGACUUGAUUCUCUUGGGCAUUGGCGCUUCUAUUGGUGCUGGUAUCUUUGUCGUUACGGGCACCGUUGCACGCGAUGCUGGUCCAGGAGUUACAAUUAGCUUCCUACUCGCGGGAGCAUCAUGUGUCCUGAAUGCUCUAUGUUACGCUGAGCUGGCAUCUCGUUUUCCUGCCGUCGUUGGGGGAGCAUACUUGUAUACAUAUACAGCUUUUAAUGAGCUCACUGCUUUUCUUGUGUUUACGCAAAUGAUGCUUGACUAUCAUAUUGGUGCAGCUAGCAUAGCCCGAAGCUUGGCCAGCUACAUUAUUAAUAUAUUAGAGCUUAUACCCUCUGUCAAAGAUAAUAUUCCAAAUUGGGUAGGACAUGGCGGCGAUGAUAUUUUUGGGUUUAUAUCUCUCAACGUAUUGGCUCCUAUUGUUCUAGUAUUUCUGACCAUAAUUCUAUGUCGUGGUGUUGGAGAAUCCUCGCUAGUAAAUACCAUCAUGACAAUUACCAAGGUAAUUAUUGUACUUGUGGUCAUAGUUAUUGGUGCUUUUGAGGUUGAUGAUUCAAACUGGUCACCUUUUGCUCCAAACGGUUUCAAAUCCAUACUAACAGGAGCCACUGUAGCUUUCUUUGCAUAUGUUGGAUUUGAUGCAGUGGCUAAUUCAGCCGAAGAAUCUAAAAGACCACAGCGGGAUCUACCAAUAGGCAUCAUUGGGAGCCUUCUUGUUUGUAUUGUAUUAUACAUUGGUGUUUGCUUAGUGAUUACGGGGAUGGUGCCUUACAAGUUACUUGGUGAAGAUGCUCCAUUAGCCGAGGCAUUCAAAUCCAAAGGGUUAAACUCUGUAUCAUUUUUGAUUAGCGUUGGUGCAAUUGCAGGGCUUACAACAACUCUACUGGUUGGCCUUUAUGUUCAGUCUCGCUUGUAUCUUGGGCUUGGAAGGGAUGGUUUGCUACCUGCCAUAUUUGCUAAGGUUCAUCCAAUACGACAUACUCCUAUCCACUCUCAGAUCUGGGUUGGAAUUGUUGCUUGUGUUUUGGCUGGGCUGUUAAAUGUGACUCUGCUAUCACAUAUUCUCUCAGUUGGAUCUCUGGCUGGCUAUUCGGUUGUUGCAGCAUGUGUGAUGACUCUUCGAUGGGAUGAUAAUGUUGAUACUCAAGUCUCAACCAUCUCAAUGUCAAAGAGGACGGAAGGCAUCACUUGCAUCACUGUGAUUGCUUGUUGUGGUUUUGCUGCUGGAAUCCUCUACCGUUAUGGUGUUUCCACUUUUGCUUAUGUAUUUCUUAUUGUACCGGUACUUAUUGCAAUACUUGCUGCUGCAAAUCUUCAAUUUAGGCUGGUCUAUAAAGAUCCACCUGGUUUUUCUUGCCCAGGUGUUCCAAUAGUGCCUGCUGUUUGCAUCUUCUUUAACAUAUUUCUUUUCGCUCAGCUUCACUACGAAGCAUGGGUCAGAUUUGUUGUCCUCAGUAUCGUAGCUGUGUUUGUAUACGCAUUUUAUGGGCAGUAUAAUGCAAAUUAUGCAAGCAAUGAUAACAUUUAUCUCCAGAUAGCACCAGAAGCCGAUGAAGCUCAAUAACUGGUUUGUACAUAGCAAAAAUGAGCAUUUGAUGAUACAAAUUGUUGUAGUCGUAUUUGAUCCCCACAAGCGGGUGGUGUUGUAUUAAGAGAAUGUCCAUGUGGACCACAUCUAUGUAUUAGUUUUUUAAACAGUUAAAUUAUGUAAUGUAAAUUUGUAGCAUUUCUUGUUGUAACAUUCAUCUACAUUCAUCUACAUGGGAUUAUUUCAAUUUUCAAAUACUAUUUUCCUGGUUGUCAUCAAA
Molecule: messenger RNA, 2232 nt
Organism: Erigeron canadensis
Lineage: Eukaryota; Viridiplantae; Streptophyta; Magnoliopsida; Asterales; Asteraceae
Product: cationic amino acid transporter 9, chloroplastic-like
Exons: 10
Coding region: 300-1988 (562 amino acids)
Biological process (GO): amino acid transport; transmembrane transport
Cellular component (GO): membrane
Molecular function (GO): amino acid transmembrane transporter activity
Source: RefSeq, a predicted model, not a curated record